AUGAAAUUAGAUCACUAUUUGAUUGAUGUGGUUGGCCGAAAAAUAGGAACGAUUUUAACCGCUCUCUGUGAAGUGGCAACGACGCUCGUGGACGUUAUAGUGAACAGUUCAGAAAUUGUGGAUUUACCGCCUCGUUUUGAAGCACACGACUACAAUUUUGCAAUUUACGAAAAUGCAGAACCACAAACUAUUACCGUAUUACAUGCUUUUCAUCCACUUGCAGACGACGAUCAUCCGAUAGUAUACGACAUUUUGGAUGAUCCUGUCAAUCUGAAUCUAAAAUCUGAAUACUUCUCAGUUGAUAGUUCAACUGGAGAGUUACGCUCACUGCAACCAUUCGAUUACGAGCAGAAACAAUUCUAUCGAUUUGAGGUGUCAGCAUGUCUUCAAGGUAAUAAAACGUCGUGUGGUUCGUGUAAAGUGACGGUAUCAAUCAACGAUGAAAAUGACAAUAGUCCUCAGUUUCAACAACCCUCUUAUUCNGUUGAUCUUUCAAUUGAUACUCCUGUUGGCACCGAGGUUGCUCGUUUCAUUGCAACUGAUGCAGAUUCGGGAAACAACGCUGAUAUAAGUUAUGCUCUGAAGACACCCUCUGGUUAG
Messenger RNA from Anisakis simplex (herring worm), 600 nucleotides. Lineage: Eukaryota; Metazoa; Nematoda; Chromadorea; Rhabditida; Anisakidae. The record is from the annotation of a GenBank genome assembly.